This is a messenger RNA of Leptopilina boulardi, 1972 nucleotides long. RefSeq names its product inactive peptidyl-prolyl cis-trans isomerase FKBP6-like (gene shu). Gene Ontology annotation, molecular function: protein binding; peptidyl-prolyl cis-trans isomerase activity. The coding region runs from base 180 to 1508 and encodes 442 amino acids. Lineage: Eukaryota; Metazoa; Arthropoda; Insecta; Hymenoptera; Figitidae. The record is from RefSeq and is a predicted model, not a curated record. The transcript is spliced from 6 exons.
AAUCUGUGUUUAAAGUAUCAUAACCUUGACGAAAGUUUGAAGCAUUUUUUUUCUUUGUUUACGAAUAGCCGGACGAUAAGAAAAAAAAAGGGGGAAGUGAUUUUUACGCACUAAUUUCAUUACAUGUUCAUCGAUAAACUUAAUUUUCAUUUUGUUUAUUAAAAUUAUUUCACAUUAAAAUGGCAAGAGCCAUAUUUCAAGACGGCUUUACAAUUCAGGAUUUAUUGUCAGAAGAAGGUGUUAUGCAUGAAAUAACUAAUGAAUGCAACAUUAAUGAAGAAGAAUAUGAAUAUUCAAAAAAUAUUUUUAUGUCUAAUGAUGAUAUUUUAAAACAUUUAAAUCUCGACGAUGAAAAAGAUGGAGAAACAAACACUGCCGAGCAAUUGAUGUUUAAUUUAAAUUUACGAUUUGAUAAAUUAAGGGAAAAUAUGACUGAUGUUCUUGGCAAUGGAAAAAUAAUGAAAAUGAUUAAAAAACAAGGCACUGGAGAAAUUGUCACUGAAAAUGCACAAGUUUUUGUAACCUAUAUUGGUCACUUUGAAUAUAAUGAUGAACCAUUUGAUUCUUCCUAUGCUCAUGGUUCAGGACCAGAAUCAUUUAUACUUGGUAAUGGUGGUAUUUUACCAGGUUUAGAAAUAAGUAUUUCAACAAUGAAAAAACAUGAAGUCGCCGCAUUUCUUAUAAGUCCAGAAUAUGCAUAUGGAAAAUUAGGUUGCCCACCAAGAAUUCCAGGCGAUCAGGAAGUUUUAUUUGUUAUUAAUCUCGUGAAUUUUAUCGAUCAAAGUGAUAUAAAAGAUUUUGAAAAAUUAUCCAUUGAAGAGCAAAAAGAAUUUCGUGUUGCCGCUGGUAAAAUUCGUUCACUAAUGGAAUCUGGUACUGAAAAUUUUCGAAGGGAAAAAACAAAGCAAGCAAUCAGAGAUUACUCAAAAGCAGUGAAAAUGUUGGAAGGAUCACGAUUAAAUAAUGAUACAGAAGAAGAGGAACAGAAAAAAUUAUUAUCAAGAACUUAUACAAAUUUGGCUAUUUGUUUCAAUAAGGAAAAUCGACCUCGAAAUGCCUGUGUUGCUUGUCAAAAUGUCGCAUAUCCAAACGCAAAAUCUUAUUUCAACUUUGGAAGAGCACUUAUAAAAUUAGGUGAAUACGAAUUAGCCAAGGAAAAAUUAUGGAAAGCAAGAGAAUUAGAACCUUCUAAUAAGCUAACGUUACAGGAAAUAAAAUUGGCUGAUGAUUUGCAUACAAAAUAUAAAGAUGAUGAAAAACAUUUAUGGGCAAAUUGUUUAAAAGUUACAAAAGAAGAUGCAGCAAGGACAGAAUUUGAGAAAAUAACUGAAAAUAUUUGUAAAAAUUUUAAAAACGAUACUAAUGCAGUAAGAUAUCCAUUGCCCGAUGGUUUAACGCCAAAAGAAGAUCAAAUAAUUCGCAAUAUUGCAAUAAGUCAUGGUCUUUCAAUAACAAAUCAUAAACGAUAUGGAAAGGAAAUUGUUUUUCUAUCAAAAACAAAUUAUUAAUUAUAUACUUAAUUUCAGUAUUAUUGUUGAUUUAAAUUUAUUUUCAAAUUUCUAUUUUUUUUCUAUUCUCGAUAAUUAAAAAGAAAUAUAAAAAUUUUGUUUAAAUAAUUUACAAUGUAAAAACUAGAGAUUAAGAAGCUUAUCAAAAAGCAAUGUGAAAAUUAUUUUUCCAUAAAAACCAAAUUAUUAAUUAGAAAUUAAUUACUAUUAUUUUUACCGAAUUUUGACUUCGGAAUUUUUUUUUUAAAUUAUAAAAAGAAAGUAAAAUUUUUGUUUCAGAAAUAUAUUUUACCAAGUAAAAACAACCCAUUUAUGUAAAGCACUUGGUAAUUUUUCUUUGUAUUCCUUAAAAUAUUGAAGAAAUUGAAUAAAUUUGUAUUUGAAAAAUAUUUUAUCUUGUGUUAAAAAUUAAGAUAUAUUUGUGUAAUUUUUCAUUCUUCAAAUAAAUUGAAGUUUAUAAAAUA